Chanos chanos (milkfish) is the source of this 3623-nucleotide messenger RNA. RefSeq names its product multifunctional ROCO family signaling regulator 1 (gene mfhas1). Gene Ontology annotation, cellular component: cytoplasm. The transcript has 2 exons. Lineage: Eukaryota; Metazoa; Chordata; Actinopteri; Gonorynchiformes; Chanidae. Gene Ontology annotation, molecular function: protein binding. Bases 402 to 3383 code for a protein of 993 amino acids. The record is from RefSeq and is a predicted model, not a curated record.
UUCAUUUGUCCUCUGGAAACAUCGGAAACCGUUUGAAUGAUAUGCUAUCAAAAGACAUACUGGCGGUGCCAGGCGAACCGCCUGGACCGCAAACUGGACUGACUGGACUUUGGAGGUGAAUUGCGGUAGGUUUCCUGUAUCCUGUAGUCGAUGGCGCAGAUAAAGAGAAUGACCGAAACACCGCUGCACUAUUUCAGUUAUUCAGAUGCUGCCGAAAAACGCAAUGUAUUUUAUUUGGUCGGAAAUGGAAUUUCGUCUCUUCGCUCACGAAUUGUAUGCUGGUAUGGACUGUGCUGCACAGAAUGCGAAUCAAAGAGGCAAGCGCACGGACCACCAUGCUGCCUGGAUAAUUGGUAAUUGCUCUCAAUGAAAACAAGGAGGAGGGGUGUAGCUGCAGCACGAUGGCUGAGAAGGAGAAUAAUCUCAGGACAGCCAGGUUAUGGAGGGAUGCCGCUUUGCGUUCACGGAAGCUGAGGAGCAAUCUGCGGCAGCUCACUCUGAGCAGCAAAAACAGCCAGAAAAUUAUAUUACCGGAGGAUAUUAAAGAGAUUGAGGUCCUUAAUCUGGGAAAUAAUUGCCUGCAGGAGCUUCCAGAAGGACUGGGCUCGACCCUAACAAAGCUUCGCAUACUCGUGCUUCGCAGAAAUAAAUUUGCAACUGUUCCUCCUGCUGUAUUCCAACUUGGUCAGUUAGUUGAGCUGGAUAUUAGUCACAACUGCCUGGGUUUCUUCUCUGAGGACAUUGUUCUCCUGAAGGGCCUGAAAAAGCUUUGCAUCAGUCAUAACAAGAUCCAGUACCUGCCGUCUCAGCUCGGAACACUCAAGUGCUUGGAGGAGCUUGACAUCAGUUUCAAUGAGUUGCAGGAUUUUCCCAGAUCUUUCUCACAGCUUGGAAAACUUAGAACACUAGAUGUGGACCACAACAAGCUUCAGCACUUCCCUCCAGAAAUUCUUGCCCUUAGUGACUUGGAAGAGCUUGAUUGCUCUGGGAAUAAAUUGGAGGGUCUCCCAGGAAAUAUUAUGAUGCUCCAGUCCUUAAAAAUCCUAUGGCUGAGCAACACACACAUUUCCUCUUUACCUGAGACGUUCUGUGAUCUUCAGAAUCUUGAGAGUUUGAUGCUGGAUAACAAUUUCCUGACAACUCUGCCACAGUCAUUUGGCAAAAUGCAGAAGCUUAAAAUGCUAAAUAUUUCAUCCAAUUCUUUUGAAGAAUUUCCUCAGGUUAUUCUCAAAAUCACUGGUUUGGAAGAACUGUAUCUGAGCAGAAAUAAACUGACUUUUCUUCCAGAUGAGAUAGGACAUCUGGUAAAGCUUGUAAAUUUGUGGUUGGACAAUAAUAGAAUAACGUUUCUCCCGGAUUCUAUUGUAGACCUGGAGAAACUCGAGGAACUUGUUUUACAGGGUAACCAAAUCGCAAUACUUCCGGACAAUUUUGGAAAACUUGCCAAAGUUAACAUUUGGAAAGUGAAAGACAACCCUCUCAUACAACCUCCUUAUGAAGUCUGCAUGAAGGGUAUCCCUUACAUUGCUGCCUAUCAGAAGGAGCUUGCAAACUCGCAACCUGCUGUGAAACCAAGAUUAAAACUGAUUUUGAUGGGGCAGAGUAAUGCAGGCAAAACCAGGCUCCGGCAGUGUGUUGUUAGCAAACCUCUAGAUGCCAAGGCGCUCGGUGCAAGUAGUGGAAUUGACGUGACGAACUGGGUAGCGGAUGCAGAUCGGUCAAUUACUUUUACAGUGUAUGACUUAUCAGGGAAACAGAAUUAUGAUCUCAUCAAACCAUUUUUCCUGUCACCGGGGGCUCUCUAUAUUCUGGUUGUAAAUUUAAAGUUAUACACAUCCAAGAGUUUUUACAGCCACGUGGGGUAUUUUCUUCACCUUCUCACUGCCAAGGUGCCACAUGCAGUGGUGUGCGUUGUGGGCACACACACCGACUUGUGUGACGACAUGGAGAUGGAAGAGAAGUGCCUUGAUAUCCACAGACAGAUUGCACUGCAGGAGAAGAGGGACACGGAGUCCCUGCAAACUCUGGCCAAGCAGGUGGACCAAGCCCUUCAACUUGGCUUUGAUGUUAGGACAUCCAGCCCUCAUGUUCUUUUCUACGGUGUAUCCGACAAAAACCUGAGACGCAAAAAGGCGCAGUUGCAGUACAUGCUCAACAGUAGGUUGCAAAUCUUGUCCCCAGUAUUUUGUGUCAGUUGUGUUGAGCCCCAGAAGAACAUCCGACGCUUGAAGGAGAAACUCAUGUCUGUUGCCGACCACAGGGAAAUUUUCCCCAACCUUCAUCGAGUACUGCCAAAAUCAUGGCAGAUGCUAGAAGAACUACAUUGCAAGUCACGGGACCUUUGGCUCUCCUGGUGGGACUCGGCUCGUCUGGGUCUGCAAGCAGGACUGACAGAAGAUCGUCUUCAGAGUGCACUCUCGUAUCUGCAUGAGAGUGGCAAACUGCUGUACUUUGAAGACAGUUUGACACUCAAGGAAUAUGUCUUCCACAACCUGCCAAGGUUUAUUGCUAUCCUGAAUGUUUUCUUUCAGAGAGACUCUAAUGCACUGCUAGAGAAGCUACAAGCUGAAGAGGAUAGUGAAGACAAUGUAAGGGCAACCCAGAUGCAGAACUACGUGGAGGGCUUCCUGCAGCAUGGCCUACUGCCAUCUAACGUUAUUCGCUUGCUUCUCAAGCCUCAAGUACAGACCCAGCAGGACUUUCACCUGAUUAUGGAGCUGCUUGAAAAGAUGGGGGUGUGCUACUCCAUCAACAAGCCACGCUGCAGGCCACUGAAUGGGGCAGUUGUCUGGUACAAGUUCCCUAGUCAUGUUAGCGCUGAGGAGCCCUAUGCUGAGGCCUGGGUCAGAGGAGGAUCGCCGAUCCCUGGUCAGUUCUUUUCGGUUGAGCAGCUUCAAAUUGAGUACAGUUUUCCUUUUUUCAUUCCCCCUGGACUCUUUGAACGCUAUAGUGUGCAAAUUAACAGCCAUGUGGUGCAACGCUCUGAUGGAAGGCAUCACAUCUUUGCUUAUCGGGGUAAAGUGCCUGUGAUGGUGAGCUACCGGCCUUCUCGGAACAAACUACAGGCUGAAACCCUCUCCAUUUCUAGCCAUGCCUCUUUGCCAAAUAUCUGGACAGCUUGGCAAGCCAUAACCCCCCUGGUGGAGGAAUUGAACGUCCUUCUUCAGGAAUGGCCUGGCCUCCACUACUCGGUAAAUGUCUUGUGUUCCAAGUGCCUGAAGAGAGGGUCUACUAACCCCCAUUCUUUUCCAGGUGAGCUGCUAAGCCAGCCACGACCCGAGGGACUGACGGAGAUUAUCUGCCCCAAGAACGGUACGGAGCGGGUCAACGUGGCGCUGGUCUACCCUCCCACGCCCACCGUGGUUAGCCCCUGCUUCAAAUGAGUCUCGACACAACCCACUGGCCUGUCAAUCAAAAGCCCCAACACUGCUGCACACCCUCUUUUCUGUACCAACCGCGCGAGUCAUAGCCAUGUAAACAGCGUGUGUUCCGCCCCAUUCCUGUUUGCCCAUCCCUGUCAGCUCAGGAGAACACAGCGUGAUCGAAAACAUAACCCCACAGCCUUGCUCGGCCCUCCGGAUAAACGUACAGCUUUGUCCUGUGUUAAAACUUGGGGGUAACCC